This is a messenger RNA of Rhincodon typus (whale shark), 7622 nucleotides long. It is a transcript of the gene kif13a, whose product is annotated as kinesin family member 13A. The coding region runs from base 326 to 6397 and encodes 2023 amino acids. Gene Ontology annotation, cellular component: adherens junction. Gene Ontology annotation, biological process: microtubule-based movement; regulation of protein localization. Gene Ontology annotation, molecular function: microtubule binding; cell adhesion molecule binding; ATP binding. The transcript has 40 exons. The record is from RefSeq and is a predicted model, not a curated record. NCBI's taxonomy places the organism in Eukaryota, Metazoa, Chordata, Chondrichthyes, Orectolobiformes, Rhincodontidae.
GGCCGGCGGAGCGGAGCCGAGCUGAACUCAAUCUGAACGAGUGGAGGUUUCGGGAAUCUCCGCGGGCCCUGACUUGACUGAUUGAACGCUUGUAACAUGGCGGCGGUGAUGAAGGGAGCGGAGUUGAACAUCUUUGGCUAAAGUAAAAGAGAGAGACAGAAACGAGAACAAUUCUUCUGCUGUUCUAAUUUCUGUCGAGUAAUGGACCCGUGGCUUUCUGCAACACGUGCGCAGGAAGAACGUGAGAAAAAUUUGCAACAGAGGGAGCAACCAAAGGAAUAAGUUUAUAGCAACGCCGGUUUGGGAAAGGAAUAAAAGUGCGAAAAUGUCGGAUUCUAAGGUGAAAGUUGCAGUGAGAGUCCGGCCAAUGAACCGACGAGAGCUGGAACUCAACACCAAGUGCAUAGUGGAGAUGGAAGAAAAUCAGACUGUCCUUCAUCCACCGCCUUGUCCUAACACGUCCAAGGCAGACAACAGGAAAGGGCCUAAGGUGUUUGCUUUUGACCAUUGUUUCUGGUCCAUGGAUGAAAGUAAUAAAACGAAGUAUGCAGGUCAAGAAGUAGUUUUCAAAUGCCUUGGUGAAGGGAUACUUGAGAAUGCAUUUCAAGGAUAUAAUGCUUGCAUUUUUGCCUAUGGGCAGACAGGUUCAGGAAAGUCUUUCUCAAUGAUGGGCAGUGUUGAUGUACCAGGCCUUAUACCUCGUCUUUGCGGUGCAUUGUUUGGAAGAGUCUCCAAAGAGGAAAGUGAAUCUCACACAUUUAAAGUAGAAGUGUCGUAUAUGGAGAUAUAUAAUGAAAAGGUGCGAGAUCUCCUUGAUCCAAAAGGGAGUCGGCACACUUUGAAAGUUAGAGAGCAUAAAGUAUUGGGCCCAUAUGUAGAUGGCUUGUCGCAGCUGGCUGUUACUUGUUUUGAAGAUAUUGAAUCCCUAAUGUCCGAAGGAAACAAAUCGCGAACAGUUGCUGCCACCAACAUGAAUGAAGAAAGUAGCCGUUCUCAUGCUGUGUUCAGCAUCACCUUAACUCAGACACUUUGUGAUCUCCAAAGUGGCACUUCUGGAGAGAAAGUAAGUAAGUUGAGCCUCGUAGAUCUGGCUGGAAGUGAGAGAGUUUCUAAGACGGGAGCUGCAGGCGAACGUUUGAAGGAGGGCAGUAACAUUAACAAGUCACUUACAACACUAGGUUUGGUUAUUUCUGCAUUAGCGGACCAAGUGGGAGGAAAGGGCAAAAAUAAGUUUGUGCCUUACAGAGAUUCUGUGCUCACCUGGCUUCUCAAGGAUAACUUGGGAGGAAAUAGUAAAACUGCUAUGAUAGCAACAAUUAGCCCAGCUGGGGACAACUAUGAAGAAACACUUUCCACACUGAGAUACGCUGAUCGGGCAAAACGCAUUGUAAACCAUGCUGUGGUGAACGAAGACCCAAAUGCUAAGAUCAUUCGAGAGUUACGCGAGGAAGUAGAAAAAUUGAAGGAGCAACUAAGUCAGGCUGAGGCAAUGAAAGCUCCUGAGCUAAAAGAGAAAUUAGAAGAAUCUGAAAAGCUCAUUAAAGAUUUGACUAUCACUUGGGAGGAGAAGCUGAGGAAAACUGAAGAAAUUGCACAGGAACGACAAAAACAACUCGAAAGUAUGGGCAUCUCUCUGGAGUCUUCUGGCAUUAAAGUUGGGGAUGACAAGUGCUUUUUAGUCAACCUGAAUGCUGACCCUGCACUCAAUGAACUGCUCGUCUACUAUUUGAAAGAUCACACCAGAGUCGGUGCAGAUGAAUCUCAGGACGUUCAGCUGUGUGGAAUUGGCAUCCAGCCUGAGCACUGUGUCAUUGACAUUACAGCAGAUGGGGAUGUUACUCUUAGCCCAAAUGAAAAUGCCAGAACUUGCUUGAAUGGUGCUGUAUUGCAUGCUCCAAACUCUCUCUGGCAUGGGGACAGAAUUCUCUGGGGAAAUAACCACUUCUUUAGAAUUAACCUACCAAUGAGGAAGAGGAGAGACAAAUUAAAAGAAUAUGAAAGUGAGGCAAAUCGAGAAUGUAGCGCAGACCAAGACGUGGAGACAGCAAGUGAAGCUUCAUCUGAACCAGACUAUAAUUAUGAAUUUGCACAGAUGGAAGUCAUGAUGAAAGCUCUCAGCACAAAUGAUCCUGUUCAGAAUGUUGUGCAGAUUCUCGAGAAGCAGUAUCUUGAGGAGAAGAAGAAUGCACUUGAAGAGCAGCGGCUAAUGUAUGAACGUGAGCUGGAUCUCCUUCGUCAACAGCUGUCACCAGACAGGCUACACCGGCAUGGCAUUGAGAGAUUGUCAUUCACUUCUCAAAUUGCGCAACAAAAAGUGAAACUUUGGUCUGAAGAGAGAGAUCAGCUGUUCCGCCACAGUCUGUCAAAGUUGAGAGAGCAAAUCGUGAAAGCUAAUGCUCUAGUGAGAGAAGCAAAUUUUCUGGCAGAAGAGAUGAAUAAGCAGACAGAUUAUCAAGUCACUUUGCAAAUUCCAGCAGCAAAUCUCAGUGCUAACAAGAAGAGGGGAGCAAUUGUGAGUGAGCCCGCUAUUCAAGUGAGACGCAAGGGAAAAGGUACCCAAGUCUGGGCCAUUGAGAAGCUGGAAAACAAAUUAAUUGAUAUGAGAGACCUCUAUCAGGAUUGGAAGGAAAAAGACAUGGUAGAAUAUUACAAUAAGAUUCUUAGUAAACAUGGAGAUCCUUUCUACGAGGCACAGGAGAACCAUAACUUGAUUGGUGUAGCCAAUGUCUUCUUGGAGUGCCUUUACCAUGAUGUGAAACUUCAGUAUGCUGUUCCCAUCAUCAGCCAGCAGGGGGAGGUUGCUGGCCGCCUCCAUGUGGAAGUGAUGCGGGUUAGUGGUGUGGUUCCAGAGCGUCCAGAUGGUGGAGACGAUUCUUCAGAGAACUCAAGUGGAAGCUAUGAAGUCAUGGAUAAUAAUGGUGAGAUUGUGCAAAUGGCAAAGAAACUGACCUGCAGGGUAAAAAUAAUAGAAGCAACAGGACUUCCCCUCAAUCUCUCAAACUUUGUAUUCUGUCAGUACAUCUUUUGGGAUCACUCUGACCAAACAGUUGCACCUCCAAUGGUCAAUCCAGAUAUGCCAUCUAUCAAAAACAAGGCCGUUCAGUACACUGUGACAUUUGACCAUAGUAAGGAUUUUAUAGUACAUGUUACGGAGGAGUUUCUGGAGUUUAUUUCUGAUGGUGCUCUCGCUAUUGAAGUCUGGGGCCAUCGGUGUGCAGGAAAUGGUAGAACUACCUGGGCAGUUGAUGCACUGCAAGCAAAAACGCGCACACUCCGUGACAGAUGGAGUGAAGUCACACGCAGGAUCGAGAUGUGGAUCUCGGUGCAAGAAUUAAACGAAAUGGGAGAGUACACAGCAGUGGAACUGACUCAAGCCAAGGAUGUCAAUACUGGGGGUGUCUUCCAGAUUCGACAGGGUCAGUCUCGUCGGAUUGAAGUUACAGUUAAACCUGUUCAGCACUCUGGGACAUUGCCACUUAUGGUGGAAGCAGUUUUGUCUGUCUCCAUAGGAUGCAUUACAGCCAGGUCCAUUAAACUACAGAGACCUUUGGAUAGUUACCAGAAAGAGGAGGAGGAGGAUAUGGAUAGUUAUCAGGAGGAAGAUUUGAAUGAAGUACGAGAAAGAUGGUCUGAUGCAUUGAUGAAGCGUCGGGAAUACUUAGAUGAGCAAAUUCAGAAAGUAAUCAACAAGCAAGAGAAAACAGAAGAUGAUAUGGAGAGGGAAGCCAGGCUAGUGGAGCAGUGGGUGGGCCUCACUGAGGAAAGAAAUGCUGUGCUUGUUCCUGCUCCAGGCAGUGGGAUUCCGGGAGCCCCUGCAGACUGGAUAUCACCACCAGGAAUGGAAACCCAUAUCCCUGUACUCUUCCUUGACUUAAAUGCUGAUGAUCUCCGCACAAAUGAACAGCUCACUGGUCCACAUGCACCUGGUGUGAACUCCAUCUUACCAAAGGAGCACGGCAGUCAGUUCUUCUAUUUGCCUAUCAUCAAGCACAGUGAGGAAGAGGUCUCAGCUAUUGCCUCUUGGGACUCAUCAGUCCACGAUUCCAUAUACUUGAACAAAGUUACCCCACAGAAUGAGCGUAUCUAUUUGAUUGUAAAGACUACAGUGCAGCUCAGCCAUCCAGCUGCUGUGGAGUUGGUGUUACGCAAGCGUAUAGCUGUUAAUAUUUACAAUAAGCAGAGUUUCACACAGAGUCUGAAACGAAGAAUGUCCUACAAACACAUUCUUCAUUCCUGUGGCGUUACCUAUGAAAUAGUAUCCAACAUACCCAAGGCUUCUGAAGAAGCAGAGGAUCGAGAAACUUUGGCACUUAUGGCAGCAAAGAGUGAAAAUGAUAGUUCAGGUGACGGAGAAACGUACAUUGAAAAGUACACAAGAGGAGUGCUAGAGGUGGAAAACAUCCUUAGUCUGGAACGACUCAGACAGGCAGUCACGUUAAAAGAAGCACUUUCAUCAAAAGGAAGGCACAUGAAGAGGAGCGUUAGCACACCAAACGUUCACCAUGUUUCCAGUAAUCGAUCAGAUCUUUCUGGAUAUGAAGAGGAUGAAUACAGGGGUCGUUCAGAAAGCCAUCAUGAUAUUUCUGACUGCUUGUUCAACACUCAAGAAUGUUCCUGGUAUAACACCCUACCUAAAGAUUUACCACGCAGGGUGAAAGACACUGGAGGUGCUGCACCAGACAGUCCUCAUUCAUUGAGUCCACUUAAAGCAUUCUCUACCCAACCACCUAAGUUCCUGAAGUCACUUAUGCCUGUAAGAGAGGAACGAAAGGGCAAGCAACCUCUGGAAACCAAACCUCUCCUUGCACAUGAGAGCAUGUCUCCCCCUCAGGAUAAAAGCAUGCUGGUACAUAGCAGUAGCAGUGUUGUGCCCACAGGAACCAGUGUCAUCCCCAUAUCAGUUGAAAAUGGUAACGAAAAUGAGGACACAUUUGAUUCGGAAGAGGAGGAUUAUGAAGUGGAGAAUCUCAAUAAGAAAAUGAGCAGCUCUCAAGGCUUUCAUGGUUUCCAGCCUUACAUUCCAGAAGAUUUUGCAGACUUUGAUGUGUACAAUGCAAGCCUUGAGAACAGAGAUUUGUUUUCAUCCAAGCCAGAAUGCCCGAGUUCUCGUUUCCUUGAAAAUGAGGUUUCUCGCAGUCCAACAACGAGCAGUAUGACAAGUGGUUACAUCUCCCACAGUGCCUCUAAUGCAACGCUUUCUGAUGUGGUAUUCACUGGUACUGAGAGCGCAGAUCAGCUAAGUAACCAGACACGAAACUCUGACCUUCGGGAUACUGUGUCACAAAUUAGCCUGUCUGAUGGAAAAUUAUCUUCUGGAAAGGAAGAUGGAAUUGAGGAACAAAAUGCCGAUUUAAAAGACAUACAGAAGAGUGUGUCACUCCCAACAAAUAGUGCCUUAGUGAAUGAAACCUCAGUAUUGCAACAGUUUAUUGAGUCUAAAUCUAUACUUGUUUAUAGAACACUCCCAGAUAUGUAUUCAUCAGAUUCAUUGCCCUGUACAUUAAAACCACAAGGUAGCAUAUCCGAAGAUGGUGGAGAUGAUGAUGAUUCUUUCAAUUCAACCGUGAAUGUAGACGUUUUCAGCAGUCAAGAUUUCACAGAUUUUCAAGGUGCUGAGGAAGCAAGAAAGGAUCUUGAGCUGCCUGAUGAACCCAUGAUUUACAGUACCGAUUCCUCUGAUAACUCUAAUAGACUUUCUGUAGAUAGUCUAGAUCUUGAUGAAAAAUGGCAACAUUCUGCAGUAAAAUGUACAAAUGAUAUUUCAGAGCUUCCUGAGGAUUCUUGUAGUGUGGCACGUGAUCAAUCACAGACUACUGUACUUGAUAAUAGAUUAACAAAUACCUCUGAGAACAUGCUAUAUUGUGAGGAAGCUGACCAUGAGGAAGCAUUUGAUAAUGCCCCCAACCCAGAUAACUCUGUUUCAAAGAACCUCUCAGAUUUAGAAGAUACUCAGGACAGCGCAACUGCAGAACAAGGUGAACCUCUACCAAGUUGGAUCAUGCUGGGAGAACGUGUAUCUGUUGGAAACAACAAGAAUGGAACCAUUCGAUAUGUUGGCACAGUGGAUUUCUCUGCUGGAAUUUGGGUUGGAGUUGAGCUUGAUAUUCCAGCUGGCAAACAUCAGGGCACUAUUGAAGGAAAAGAAUAUUUUCACUGCAGUCCUAGUUGUGGUAUAUUUGUACGUCCAAACCGGCUCAUCCAGGUCUCCAACACAGUAAAGCGGCAUAGCAGCACAUCACAAGCUCAGACAUCCACAAGUCAUGAAAAACGGAAAGUUGUCAGCCUUGGGACAUCACAGGUCACCUCAUCCACUAAACCUGAUGGAACAACGCUACGCCAAUCAGGAGAUACAGCACCCUCCAAGAAACAAAACAACAGGAAAUCUUGGGUUAACUGAACUGCAACAUUUGCACUUAUGACACAUCACUGUAUAGACCUCUUAAUGGAGUAUUUUAUAGAUUGUACAGUGUUUUUUUUGUUUAUAUUACUAGACCAUGUGACAUAAAGGAUAGAAUGAAAUCUUUAAUACUUUUCGUUUUUUGAAAGAAAGUAUAGUAUAUCUCAGUAACAAAAGAUAGAAAAUACACUAAAAAUGGCUUUGCUGAGUAAAAUCCCAGACUUCAGUUAAGAAAGCACCAGCUUCUGUAUUACAAAUUAACAUUUGAGAUGUGUUUUAAUCAGGAAAUAGAUACUUUAUUAAAAAGAAAACUGGGAUGCAAAUCAUGAAGAUCUCUAAACCUGUUUUUAAUUACCAAAGAUUUCAAUUAGAGGAGCCUCUUAAUUUUUAUUUUGCCCUUUGUAAAACUGUAUUCUAACAUGUUGGGCACCUUGCGAUGUUUUAUUAAGUCAUGCUGUAUUUUCUUUACUUUGUAUUAAGCUGCCUUAUUACUGUGUCUAAUAAGCACAUGAAGCAAAAACUGACUGUUCAAUCCAGUUUUUGUCUUCAAAAGCUUGCUAUUGUGCUGACUUGGCUUCACGUGGCUGCACAUUCAACUGCCAUGUUGGGCCCUUUGCCUGAAGCUUUGUAUGUUACAAGUUGGAACACUAAUACCCUGAUUUGCCUGUUAGGCAGUUUAGUGCUUAAACAGUAUUACUGCACGAAUGCAGGGAACAGACUGGAGAUUUGUUUUAAAGGUUUACGAAAGUAAGUAUGCAUGCACUUGCUGAAAAAAGCAAAGUAAUGGUACAUUUUGCAACAAUAUUGUGUAUAUAAUGAAAGAUCACAAUGGAGGAUUUGGUUUAAAUAAUUUAUACACAAGAUUAUAUAUAGUGACUAAAGGGUUUUCUGCAUCCCAUGCAGUAAAAGAAGGGUGUAAUCUGAUGGGCAAAAGACGGUUUCAGAAAGCCAUCCAGUGUAUAUAAAGAGUUGUGCAAAAUUGUAAGGGUACUUAAGAGUCAAUCUGUUUGAAAAGAAAUAAGAUGAAUGGCUGACUGUUAAUUUUAAUCUGAAAAAAACUUGGGGCUUGCUCAAGAGCUGCUGUUCUGAAUUAGUCUUGUGUAUGUAUAUUUACCUCUCAUAGAGUUUUUUUGUAUUACUAUGUACAGAGUUGUAAUAUAUAUUUUAUUUCAGCAAUACUGUAUUUAAUUGUUACAGGAUUUGUGUUUUAGAAUACAUACUGUAC